AUGAAGACCUUCCUGGCCAAGAAGAGAAACACCAUGACCCGCGAUGCGUCCCCCUCGCCGGACAUCGGUGACUCGGCAUCCGUCCACGACAUGAUCGGCUCCGCUUCGGAGACCACCCCCUCGCCGCAGACGUCCACAAGUCCCGUGGGCCCUGGCGGGGAUUCGGUGCCCACCCGGCCUGCGCGGUCUCACACCACCAGUCCCGCGAAUGCGACCGAGCCGAUCGAUUCGGCGCGACUGCGCUCGGCCAGUGCCAAUCCCCGGCUAAGUGCAAUCUCCCGCCGGGGGGACGACCCGGCCGGCGUCUCGUCGAGCGAGUCAUCCUCCGCCUCGCCGAGCGAGUCGUCUGCUCCAUCCCCGGGGGCCGCACUCCCGGGCCCGGGCUCCUCCGCCGGGACCGCGGCCGGUGGGUCCGGAUCUGGCCCCAACGCCGCCUCCACCACCUAUGGCCCCCAGAUCUCCUCGCUGCUGUACCACCUCCCCCGCGAGGAGUACAUCUUCUCGGAGCCCAAUUCCCCCAGCAACAUCAUCUGGUCGAAUGAGCCGUAUUCGCGCGAGGAGCUGCCCCCGAUUCGAGGGGCCACCCUGACCAAGCUGGUGGAGUUCAUCACCCCGGAUGUCUACACACAGAACAACAGCAUCUUCCAGUUCCUGCUGACAUACCGGACCUUUGCCUCGCCGUCGCAGCUGCUUGAGUUGCUGGUGGCCCGGUAUGACAUCCCCAAGCUUCCGCCCGAUGUGUCCAUCGACGUGGCACAGUUCAAUAAAGACAGCGAUUCCGUGCGCGCGCGCGUUAUCAACGUUCUCAAGACCUGGGUGGAGAAGUUCUUCUUCGACUUCCAGCACAACGACCAGUCGCUCAUUCAGGACCUGCUGCGCUUCUGUGACACCAUUAGCACCCGCGACUCGGCCCAUGCAGAGCGCAUGCGCAAGCUCAUCACCCGCAAGUCGACCGAGCAUCCGCCCACCACCAUCCUGACGCAGCUGGCUCGAGGGGAGCUUCCUCCCCUGGCAGACGGGGUGGUUCCCGGACAGGCGUGGAACCCGCUGCUCUUCGACCAUAUGGAGGUGGCCCGUCAGAUGACGCGCAUCGAGUUCGAGACAUACCGCGCAAUCCUCACGUCGGAACUGAGCAACCAGGCCUGGACGCGUGGCACGCGCGAUGAUAAGCUGCUCAACUCACCCAACAUUGUGGCCUUGAUCGAGCGCUUCAACAUGGUCUCUUCAUGGGUGGCGACGACGAUCGUCUUCGAAGAGGACCUUUCCAAGCGCCGCGAUCUGUAUAUCUUCUUCAUCCGCCUGGCCAAGGCCUUUUACCACCUGAACAAUUUCAACGGCGUGAUGGAGGUGAUUUCCGGCAUUUCCUCGGCCUCGGUCUUCCGUCUGUACCGGACUCGGAGCCUGAUCGGCCGGCAGGCCAUGGCCGAAUUCGUGGACCUGAGCAAUCUCAUCAGCACCGAGUGCAAUUCGCUGGCCAUGCGCAACUGGCUGAAGCAGGUCCAGCCGCCGGUUCUCCCGUACCUGGGCAUGUACUUGACGGACUUGAUGUUCACCGACUCCGGCAACCCGGACUUCCUGCCCGGCACGCGGUUGAUCAACUACCACAAGUGCCGUCUGGUGUCGGCCGUCAUUCAGGAUGUCCAGCAGUACCAGCAGACCCCCUACAAUUUGCCGGCCGUGGAGCCCCUCGCCUCGCUGGUGCUCAAUCUACACACCCGGUCGGAGGACGACUGCUACAAGCAGUCGCUCAAGAUCGAGCCGCGGUCCGAGAGCCCGAGUCGCGGCCGGGGCGACCGGUCUCCGAUGGAGGAAUUCUUCCUGCUGGAUGACCCGGCCAAUCCCUUCCUGGAGAAUGACAUGUCCGAUGUGAACAUCCGCUUGGGUGGAUUCGAUUUCUUCCGCAAGCGGCCCAUUCUUCAGGCAGCCAGCGUCGCCAAGCUCGUGGAGUACCUGACACACGACGGGUAUGCCGACACUGGCCAGCUCCAAGUCUUCCUCCUGACGUAUCGGAUGUUUGUCUGCCCCCGGCAGCUGUUGUCCCUGCUGGCCAUUCGGUUCACGGCCCCCAAGCAGCGGGCCGGCGUGUCAGACCUCACCAUCCAAUCCUUCACCAACACCUACCUCAUCCCCAUCCAACUGCGGGUCAUCAUGUUCCUCCGUGCCUGGAUUACAAAGUACUUCAAUGACUUUGCUCGUGAUCCGGCUCUGUUGGCUCAGCUGUCGCAGGCCUUCAUGACCUAUGAUGCGCAGCGUGACCCGCUCCUCCUGCCGCCGAUCAAGCGCGCCCUUUCACAGCUCCGCAUUGCCUUCCGCCGGCGUCUUCAGGAAGUCCUGGACGGCCGCACCGACUUCUCGGUCAACCGCCGGGAGACCCCGCGUGCCCGGCCUACCAGCACCAUCCCCCGAGCGUAUCCGCAUCUGAAUGCCUUCUGCCCGGAGCGCUUUUCCCUGAAGAACAUGCCCGAGCCCCAGGACCUGGCCUUCCAGUUUGCCUCCCUACAUGAGGCCAUGUUCUUGGAUGUGGACUUCUCGAACCUGAUUAAGCUUCGUGCUACCCCCGGCAGCGUGUCUGACGCGCCCGCGGUGAAGAGCCCCCCAUCGACCGGCUCGGCCAGUGACUUCUCCUCUUCCUAUGGUGAGUUGUUCACUGAACCGAUGCUCCGCCUGCACGUGCACUCGGAGCGCAUCUACGCCUGGGCCGUGGAUCGGAUCAUGACGGCGCCGGACCUGGCCUCGCGCAUUGACCAGCUGUCGUACUUGAUCGAUGUGGCUGAGCAGUCGCGCCGGCUGCACGACUACGCCACCAUGUGUCCCCUGGUGGCGGCUUUCCGCAGUGUGCACGUGCGGUCUCUUCGCCGACUGUGGCAAAACUACCCGUACAAGGACCGCAUGGUUGUCCUGCAGGAGUUGACUCGUCUCUUCUCCAACCGCGAGGGCGAGCAACAAUUUGUCUAUAUGCAGGCUAUCCGUCGGUCGCCCCUGGCAGCCACAGUUCCCUUCAUGCAGCCCUUCCUGGAUGGGAUCGCCGCCUGCCUCUCGAGCGGUAUCUAUGUCAGUGACAAGAAGCUGGUGGACUUCGACAAGUGCCGGCAUGUGGCCGACAUCAUCCAGGACUUGAUGAGCUUCCGCCGGAACACCUGCUACACGGUCGCCCGCAACUCCGACAUCCAGGACUAUAUCCUCCAACUGCCGGUGGAUGCGGAGCUGCUGGCAGCUCUAACUACGCAGCCGGUCCGCUCGGAGACCAUCGCCUUCUUCGCCAACCGGGCCAACGAUCUGGAUGAGCACACGAUGAAGGCCUACCAUGAGCGCAUCCUCUCGGAGUCGGUCGACGCCCAGGGGUUCAUCUCGAUGCCGAAGAAGCCGGCCGGCGAGCCCGCUCCCAUGGCCGGCUCUGCGGCCCCGAUCCACGGCUCGAAGCCCGGGCGUGAGUGCAUCUGCUCGGCCGAUCCCCAUGGGUCCGGGGUGCCCUUCCUGGCGGCGCGCCUGCUUGCGCAGAAGCCCACGGACGAGGUGAAGCUACUGGCCUCGCGACAGCUCCUGGCGCAGGAGCCCUUCCGGCAGCAGGUGUUCGAUGCGUCGGUGCGCACGGUGCUUGCCACAUUGGAUGGCAGCAUCAAGGGUGACGGAACGCCGGAGGCCUCGGUGGCCGUGGCUGCUCGAGCCCCGGUCUCGCAGCUGGUGGCCGCCGGACCGCUGUCCUUGGCCGACCCGGGUGCCGCUCGGGAAGCGGCCGCCUCCCUCCCCCUGCUAGACUCCGGCGCGGGAUCCUUUGUCACCGGGAAUGAAGUGGUGGCUCGGGUGCCUUCGGUAGGUGGCAUGGUCUUGGACAAGGUCUUGACCGAUGGCCUGGCGUCAGAUGUCCUCCGGAGCGCGCUUCCAGAUGGGGCGUGUUGA
Fonticula alba is the source of this 3897-nucleotide messenger RNA. RefSeq lists its product as hypothetical. Bases 1 to 3897 code for a protein of 1298 amino acids. The record is from RefSeq and is a predicted model, not a curated record. The transcript has 9 exons. Gene Ontology annotation, cellular component: plasma membrane. Gene Ontology annotation, biological process: Ras protein signal transduction; positive regulation of GTPase activity. Gene Ontology annotation, molecular function: guanyl-nucleotide exchange factor activity. NCBI's taxonomy places the organism in Eukaryota, Rotosphaerida, Fonticulaceae.